Messenger RNA from Cygnus olor (mute swan), 3715 nucleotides. It is a transcript of the gene TMED5, whose product is annotated as transmembrane p24 trafficking protein 5. The record is from RefSeq and is a predicted model, not a curated record. The coding region runs from base 102 to 755 and encodes 217 amino acids. Gene Ontology annotation, cellular component: endoplasmic reticulum-Golgi intermediate compartment; endoplasmic reticulum; Golgi apparatus. The transcript is spliced from 5 exons. Lineage: Eukaryota; Metazoa; Chordata; Aves; Anseriformes; Anatidae. Gene Ontology annotation, biological process: endoplasmic reticulum to Golgi vesicle-mediated transport; intracellular protein transport; Golgi organization.
GAGCCCCCACGGCGCCUGCGUCAGCGCCGCCGCCCGGGAGCGGGCAGCGCAGCGCCCGGCGACGCGGUGCAUUGUGGGUGGAGGGGGUCCCGGCGGCCGCCAUGGCGCCGCGGGCGGUGCUGCUGGUGCUGGCGGCGGGCUGCGCCGUGCUGGGCGCCGCCGAGUUCAGCCCGUCCCUGGACAGCGACUUCACCUUCACGCUCCCCGCCGGCCGCAGGGAGUGCUUCUACCAGCCCAUGCGCAAGGAGGCCUCGCUGGAGCUCGAGUACCAGGUCCUAGAUGGAGCAGGAUUAGAUGUUGAUUUUCAUCUACUCUCCCCAAAAGGUGAAACUUUAGUUUUUGAUGAAAGAAAAUCAGAUGGAGUUCAUACGGUGGAAACAGAAGAUGGGGAUUAUAUGUUCUGCUUUGACAACACAUUCAGUACCAUUUCUGAAAAGGUGAUUUUCUUUGAACUGAUCCUGGACAAUAUGGGAGAAGAAGGUCAAGAUCAAGAGGACUGGAAGAAGUAUGUUACAGGCACAGAUCUUCUAGAUAUGAAACUGGAAGACAUUCUGGUUCACCCCUGCUGGUGUUCUGAUGACAUCUGGAAGAGCAAUAGUGAACCAUCGUUAGGGCUGCUGAGCAUGGUGCUACUGCUGAAGUACAUGGAGAGAAGUAGAUGCUAUAUGUUACUGGUGUGGCAGAGAUACUGCACAUUAUGUCCCAAGGCCCCAAGCAACUGCAGGCAACACUUCACAGAGACCCCAAGAAAAUGAAUCCAUCAACAGUGUCAAAGCCAGAUUAAGCAAAAGUGUACAGAUUCAGACCCUGCUCAGAGCAUUUGAAGCUCGCGACCGAAAUAUACAAGAAAGCAACUUUGACAGAGUGAAUUUCUGGUCCAUGGUCAACUUGGGAGUAAUGGUGGUGGUAUCAGCUGUUCAGGUUUACAUGCUGAAAAAUCUCUUUGAAGAUAAGAGAAAAAGUAGAACUUAAUAUUCAGUAUGGCUAUAACAGUGUAACAGGUGGCAGGGGAAGGAGGGCAAAAACUGCUACAGGAAAGAAAAUAUUUUUCAGAUUCCUUUAAACUUGUAAUAGACACAUCAGGUUUUCAAUUCUUAUGUUUUGGGGUUUUGUUUUUUAUCAUGAACAGAAUGCCUUGCCCCCUGCUCUUCCAUUUUUUGCAACUACUAUUAACAAACAUUUUUUAUGCUUGUAGCAUUUGUUAAUGAUCAUUAAUGACCAGCUUAUGAGCAAGCAGCACAGCAGAAUGCUUGGUGCAUAUGCAAAGUAAUGUUAAUACUGUUUGUUUUUUUUCAAAUUCACAGAACUUAAAAUAGUAAUUCUAGCAAUGGGUUUAUUUGCUGGUGAACAGUGAGUGAAUUUACAUAUGUGCCUAAGCAUUUAUGGGAUUGGGACCCACAGGAUUAGUCUGGUGUUGCUGUCAUUUAUUUUCAAAAUUACAUGUCUUAAGAAGUCCUUAGCUUGUAGUGUACAGCGUCAUGGAGAAACACUGGGCUAACAUUGUGAGAACAGAAAGAAUUUUUUUUAUUUUAAUAUAUAGAUGACUAACAUCAGCACUUUAAAAGAAAAAAAAGCACUGUCUGUGAAAUUGGGGUGAUGUUGAACAGAACUGGAGAAAAUAGAUGCCAUUCCUGUUCAUAAAUCUUGUUUCUGAUAGCUGUACAACCCUAUUUUUCUUUUUGGCUGUUACAUAAGAUUCAAGAAACAAGUGACUAUAGGAUACAGAUCAAAGCGCACACACACAUGGAAGAAUGGUUUGUGAAGGCUAUGCAAUAGUAACCUCAUGUAGUAGGUAGCUUCUCAAGAAGUUCUUUCUCAUGUUAUUCUUUCCCUUUUAUAAGGGGGGGGGUGUAUCCUAGUAUGUGAAAGCAUUACCUUAAAGUUAUUUUUGUAGUCUCAAAAUCACUUUUAUUUACCUAUUUCUUUUAUUAGUUUUUGUCUACUACGUGUCUAUGACUAAUGCAGCAGUUAAGUGACUUACAGGCAUCAAAAACCAAAGCUCUUCAACUAAACUUUCCCCUUUUGCUCACCCUAACCAGUCUUUUAGGUGGGUGAGUACACUCAGAUCACAUAAGCAGCAUUUGUGUAUCUAGCUAUUUAUAUGAAAAGGCAUGAAUUAAGUGAGCUUCAAAUUUUAGGAUCAAAGGAACGUUCCAUAUGACUCAACUAAAGCAAAGCCAUCCUCAAAUCGCUAAUGUGUAAUUUCCAGAUUAAAUGGCUUUUAGCAGCAUAGUAAGAUUAUGAAGAACGUUUGGUUAAAACCCCUGGUGUGUGAGUUAAUUUUUUAAUAAUUCAAACUUAGUCUAUUUUACAAUGUGACAAGUCACAGUAAUUUCCUGUAUGAAUGUGUUAAACUAUUUCAUCACAAAAGUGUCUGAAUGACAGCAUAUGUGUGAAAAGCAAAAUUGCAACUUGGAGAUUUUCUGUGAAUGAAGUUAUUAUAUGGAAAUAAGACAGGGUCACUAUAUGAAUGAAGAAACACUGAUACGGUCUUAGUUACUAGCAAGGGCUACAAUACAUAGAAACAGUGCUUCAACUUCGGAAAGUGGGACCUAGCCAUAGUAUUUCUAAAUAGUUUUUAUAAGCAGAAGUAUUAUUCCUUACAAAACCUGUUAUAGAGGACUGCAAAGUAUGCUGAGCCACUUUUUCCUUCUGCAAAUAUGUGGCUGAGAUAAGAUUGUUUAUCUUCAGGUUCUGCAUGUCUUUUUUUCCACAUGAUGUCCUGAAUGAGAAAGCUUACUCCUGUGAUCAGAACAUAGUCUAGGAAACAUUGAUUCUUUCUGCUGGAAUGGCAAAUAAUAUUUUCAUGUUAUUUCUCCCAUACAUCUCCCAAUAUCAAUAUACUGUGUAGCUACAUCCGGACAUAAGCCGAAGCUCACUGGAAUCAGCUUCCAAAUUUUUGAUCCAGUCCCUUCAGGGCAAGCAAAUCAAGAUUCUUAGGUCUCCGUCCCUUUUGCUAGAAGAAGGAGAUCUCUCUUUGCUUGCAUCACUCAAAAUGUGAUGCUACAAAACAUCUGCAAAAUGCUGGUACAGUUCUGAAGCUGUAACCAAGACAUCUACCUCUUAUACCAAAGCUACUGGAUUCUAGCUGUCAGCUUAGACCUCCAAGAGAUAAACUCUGCCACCUUUUUCAAGGACACCUCAAGGAAUUAGGUUUGCCAACAAUUCUGCUGUGCUUCUCUGACAAAGGUUAUACAUUCACUAGCAAAACAACCGCUCAUCUUUUUUGUCUAGUGUAUUCACUUAAGCUGCUCAUGAAAGGAGACUUCUCUGGUAAGACAAAACUGGACUGCAGCAGUUUCUCACAGACAGACAGAGACACAACAGUCUCUGGUAGAAGGAAAAUAAUGCAACAGUUGUCAGAGGUCAUCUGAAAAAUUGUUUUGUGAUUAAGAGCUCUUGCUAUAUUUUCUCCCCAUUCAAGGCUUACUGUAGAAAACUAAACAGGGAAAAACUGUAACUGUGCUUUGAUAGUGGCAGCUGGAAUGCUUAUCAUAGGUGAAGGAUUUGGCAUUUAAAUUUGCCAUUAAAUAAAAUUUCAUUUGGAUUUUGAAGACUAGAUUGCUUUUGAUUGUAUAAAAUUUACAAAGGACAACGUCAAUCUACAAUUUUUUUCUUAAUGGACUUUUUAUUCAGAAUUAAGUUUUAACACUUGAAAACAUUGAAUAAAAUUAUGCAAUACCCUGAGAUUUUCAAUAAAUGAAGUUUAUUUCAA